Molecule: messenger RNA, 588 nt
Organism: Brassica napus (rape)
Lineage: Eukaryota; Viridiplantae; Streptophyta; Magnoliopsida; Brassicales; Brassicaceae
Product: peroxidase 50-like
Exons: 3
Coding region: 1-588 (195 amino acids)
Biological process (GO): response to oxidative stress
Molecular function (GO): peroxidase activity; heme binding
Source: RefSeq, a predicted model, not a curated record
AUGAAUCUCUUAUCACUUCUUCUUUCUCUUUUUCUGUCACUAAACCUCUCCUCCGCUCAACUCCGCCGUAAUUUUUACGCCGGAAGUUUCCCCAACGUCGAACAAAUAGUCAGAAACGCCCUUGGACAAAAAAUCCAACAAUCUUCCAUCACUGUUCCCGUCGUUCUCCGUCUCUACUUCCAUGAUUGUUUCGUCAAUGGUUGUGAUGCAUCGGUGAUGAUAGAGUCUACUAAAUAUAAUAAAGCGGAGAAGGAUCAUCCUGACAAUCUAUCAUUAUCAGGAGAUGGAUUUGACGCCAUCGUUAAAGCCAAACAAGCUCUUGACGCCGUUCCAAAUUGUCGUAACAAAGUUUCUUGCGCCGAUAUUAUCACGAUAGCCACGCGUGACGUUGUUAAUAUUGUUGGUGGACCAUGGUACGACGUGGAAUUGGGGAGGUUGGAUGGUCUAUCCUCGACUGCGGCUAGUGUCGAGGGAAUGCUACCACAACCAACCGACGAUGUUAACAAACUCACUUCACAUUUUGCCAAAAACGGGCUUAGUCUUGACGAUAUGUUUGCUCUAUCCGCUAAGAUUCUGUCCUUUGAUUGA